Messenger RNA from Chaetomium strumarium, 2742 nucleotides. RefSeq names its product glycoside hydrolase superfamily. Gene Ontology annotation, molecular function: alpha-L-arabinofuranosidase activity; xylan 1,4-beta-xylosidase activity. Bases 291 to 2720 code for a protein of 809 amino acids. The record is from RefSeq and is a predicted model, not a curated record. NCBI's taxonomy places the organism in Eukaryota, Fungi, Ascomycota, Sordariomycetes, Sordariales, Chaetomiaceae. The transcript has 2 exons. Gene Ontology annotation, biological process: xylan catabolic process; arabinan catabolic process. Gene Ontology annotation, cellular component: plant-type cell wall.
GGGUGAAGCUGCUCUACAUGUGCUGAAUCGAAACGGUCUUCCUCGGCAGCUGGGGACGGCAAGUCGACCUCAUCAACGACAAGCGGUUGUGAGACAUAGCAGUCCGUUCUUGAUGCACAGAGACCUGCCAGAGGUUUGCCAGAGCCUGGAGAACCGACCUCCGUAUAUACAUAUUGCAGAAUAACUGCGUGUGCAAUUAGCCUUCUGAAAGGCAAUAGAUAUCAAUCAUACAUGCGCCGAGUUCAGGUCCCGGCCGCUACUUGUGAGUUGUCACCCGUAAUCCAUUCGCCAUGAAGACGGCGUGGAUCUGCGGCAUGAUGGCCGCGGUACACGCGAUCGAUCUCCCCUUCCAGAAAUAUCCAGAUUGUGUCAAUGGGCCCCUGGCGGCCAACAAGGUGUGCGAUCGGACGCUCUCGCCGGCCCAGAGAGCUGCGGCGCUCGUUGCGGCCAUGACGAACGAGGAAAAGCUGCAGAACCUUGUGAGCAACUCCAAGGGAGCACCCCGUCUCGGGCUGCCUGCGUACAACUGGUGGAGCGAGGCUCUCCACGGCGUGGCCUAUGCGCCGGGAACGCAGUUCCGCAAAGGGCCGGGUUCCUUCAACUCGUCCACCUCGUUCCCCAUGCCCCUUUUGAUGGCCGCCGCGUUCGAUGACGAUCUGAUCGAACGGAUUGGCACCGUCAUCGGCAUCGAGGGGCGGGCCUUUGGGAACGCAGGCUUCUCGGGCAUGGACUACUGGACGCCCAAUGUCAACCCGUUCAAGGAUCCUCGCUGGGGGCGCGGCUCCGAGACGCCCGGCGAGGACGUGCUCCGCGUGAAGCGCUACGCCGCCUCCAUGAUCCGCGGUCUCGAAGGCCCGGGACCCGAGCGCCGCGUGGUGGCCACGUGCAAGCACUACGCGGCCAACGACUUCGAGGACUGGAACGGCGCGACGCGGCACGACUUCAACGCCGUCAUCACGCCGCAGGACCUGACCGAGUACUACCUCGCCCCGUUCCAGCAGUGCGCGCGCGACUCGCGCGUGGGGUCCAUCAUGUGCGCGUACAACGCGGUCAAUGGCGUGCCGUCGUGCGCGAACGCUUAUUUGCUGCAGACGGUCCUGCGCGAGCACUGGAACUGGACCGAGCACGACAACUACGUCACGAGCGACUGCGAGGCCGUCCUGGACGUGUCGGCCAACCACCACUACGCACCGACCAACGCGGCCGGCACGGCCAUGUGUUUCGAAGCCGGCAUUGACACCAGCUGCGAGUACACGUCAUCGUCAGACAUUCCGGGGGCGUCUGCCCAGCGGCUGUUGACGUGGAGCACCGUGGACAGAGCGCUCCGCCGGCUGUACCAGGGGCUCGUGCGGACGGGAUAUUUCGACGGUGCCGAAUCGCCGCAUGCGGCGCUGGGUUGGGCCGACGUCAACACGCCCGAGUCGCAGCGGCUGGCUCUGCAGGCUGCUGUCGACGGCAUUGUCCUGCUCAGGAAUGACGGCACACUGCCGCUCCCGGUGGACGGACACAACAACUUGACGCGCCCGCCCAAGGUGGCCAUGAUCGGCUUCUGGGCGGAUGCCCCCGAGAAGCUCUCAGGGGGGUACAGCGGGACGCCGGCUUUCCUGCGCUCACCUGCGUUCGCAGCUCGACAGGCGGGCUGGCAGGUCAAGACCGCGGGAGGUCCGGUGCUCCAAGGGGAGGGCUCGGCCAACGACUCGUGGACGGCGCCGGCGCUUGACGCGGCUCGCGAUGCCGAGUACAUCCUCUACUUCGGCGGGCUCGACACCACGGCCGCGGGCGAGACCAAAGACCGUAUGACGCUCGACUGGCCCUCGGCGCAGUUGGCCCUGAUCAAGCGGCUCAGCCAGCUCAACAAACCGCUCGUCGUCCUGCAACUCGGCGACCAGCUCGACGCCACCCCGCUGCUCUCCCUCGCGGGGAUCAACGCCCUCCUCUGGACCAACUGGCCCGGUCAGGACGGGGGCACCGCCAUCGUGCAGCUGCUUAGCGGGCGCAAGUCCCCCGCCGGCCGCCUCCCCGUCACGCAGUACCCGUCCAACUACACGCAACUCGUGCCCAUGACCGACAUGGCCCUCCGUCCUUCUGGCUCCUCCCCGGGACGCACUUACCGCUGGUACCCCACGCCCGUCCUGCCCUUCGGCUUUGGCCUGCACUACACCACCUUCCAAGCCCGCUUCCUCAACAACUUUAGCAACUCUAGCUUUGACCCGCUUCUUUUCCCUUUCUCUUCGCAACAAAACGAUCACAAGACGACGAUCAAGAUCCACACCCGCGACCUCCUCCGCUUCUGCGACAACCACAACCACCACUCCCCUCACAAUCACAAGUACAAGGAUACAUGCCCCUUACCCCCCUUACACGUAGGCAUCACCAACACGGGGACGCGCUUCACAUCCGACUUUGUCGCGCUGGCCUUCCUGCGCGGCGAGUUUGGCCCGCGCCCUUACCCGCUCAAGACCCUGGUCGCGUACAGCCGGGUGCGGGACGUCAAGCCCAUGAUGAUGAAGGGGAAAGAAGAUGAUCAUGAGAUGGGUAUGGCUGUUGCGAAGCUGGAGUGGACGCUCGGGGAUCUGGCGAGGCGGAAUGAGAGCGGGGAUUUGGUCCUGUACCCGGGGCGAUAUGAGAUUGUAGUGGAUGAGCCGGAGCAGGAUAGCGUUGCGUUUGAGGUCGUUGGGGAGGAGGUGGUUCUGGAUGUUUGGCCGAGGGAGAACAAGUGAUUGGAAGGUGGUCUGACUGAAU